Exophiala oligosperma is the source of this 2882-nucleotide messenger RNA. RefSeq lists its product as uncharacterized. The coding region runs from base 174 to 2735 and encodes 853 amino acids. Gene Ontology annotation, molecular function: zinc ion binding. Lineage: Eukaryota; Fungi; Ascomycota; Eurotiomycetes; Chaetothyriales; Herpotrichiellaceae. The transcript has a single exon. The record is from RefSeq and is a predicted model, not a curated record.
CGUAUUCCAAGCCGUCUUUUUCGAUCCCAGAUUCCAGGGUUCGCAUGCGAUCUAUCAACAUUUCCUCGGAACUUACUCAACGCGAUAUUUGAGUCGUCUCCCCCGGUGCCCUCUUUCACUUUCACAACAGACCUCCCCUUCAAGAUGGUGUUUGAUCGCGCCUCACACACACCAUGAUUCCACAGACUCCCUCCGCGACCGUACCUCCCGACACCUCUUCCCAACAACUUCUCCGUCUCGGUAAACCUUUUGUCGAGUUCCCAAGAUUUAGUAUUCUGUCUCUAUUGGACGAGAAAGACCAUGCUGGCAAUAGGCUCCCCUUCUCGGAAUGGCUGACGAGACGGCUGCAAGUUGGCAAGCCUUUCGUCAUUGCCGACUUCGAGAAGCUUGAUACCUGGCCGGGUGCGGACUCUCGGAGUGGACAUCAGUCUGCCUUUGGCAUCGAGAGACUGAUUGAACUGAGCACGAAAAAGAACAUACCCGUGCGCAACUGCAGUACAGGACGAGAUCUUUCCUUCACCCUCAAGAAGUUUGCAGACAGUGCGAGACAGUCCUUUCCCGAGUUUCAAAAUCUAUAUGCUCGAGAUCUCCAAUGUCCGCCAGAAUGGCUGGAACAGUGUCGCAGACUCCUUCCCACCGAGGUCCAGUGGGGUGGUCGACUGGAUCUCUUCCAGUGGCUUCCUCAGUGCGCUCGAAGUGAAGUCAUGAUGGCCUAUGUCGGCAGUGAGGGGAGUAGCUCAGGCUUCCAUCGAUGCUUUUCAAGCACCGUCGCCCUUAAUCUGCUGGUCGAGUCGGAUGAUCGCCCAGUCGUCUGCAUCGGAACCGACUUCGAUUCCCAGAAGAAGUACGAUGCCUUCAUCUCAUCGAGAGGAGCUUCGCCACACCUCGAUUGGUUGAAUGUGGGUUCUGACGAACUCGUCGAGGCCGACUUCCCACUAUAUGUCUAUGAUCAGCGUGUAGGAGACCUCGUUGUCUUUCCACCGGCCACGGCACAUCAAGUCUGGAAUCCUUCUACUCUUUCAGCAAAACUCGUUUGGAACAUUCUCCAUCCUUUAUCUCUCGAAGUCGGAUUUCAAUGUGUGCAGGUACCAUUCAACCGUCUAUGCCAUCCCGAUGUUGCUCGUACCAAUCUGUCACUCGCGUGCGCUAUGCUCUCGCUGCUUCAGGACAACCAAAGUAUUACCAAUGCCUCAUUGCCACUUCCACCAGACCUGCCUCUGCUUUCGCGUUUGUUCAGGCAAAUGGUCCAUGACGAAUCUAUCGAGUCUGAGCCUGCCACCCCUAUCAGCUUAGUACCCAUGCCUGCUGGUACUAUCGCAACCUGCAACUUUUGCUCCACUGCCAUUUGGAAUCGCCACGUUCGCUGCACAGUAUGCACUGAUUUUGAUCUCUGCUUGCUGUGCUACGUGAAUGGUCGGUCGUGUGAGCAUGCUCAGUCAUAUGCUUGGGCAGAGCUUGUUCAAACCGACCAGUGUACAAGAGUCCUCAACAGAGCUAGAGAGAUUUUGGGGUUCCAGCCUGAGGCACCCCGGGAGUUGGAUCGUUGUAAGACACUUGGUACCGCCGUCAAUGAUCUUAUGCGGGCCAAGAGUACAACCUCUGCCAAACUCUGCCAUCUGUGCCGUAUUGAUCACCAAGAAUGGAAGGGUCGUCGUUGCGACAAGUGUACUGCCUUCUUCUGCUAUCGAGGUCUUUUCCGACACUUUGAUCAGUAUCCCCCUGAUGUGUUGCGACAUAAGGGUAUGUGGAUCUGUCCGAAGUGUGAAGAGACGUGUAAUUGUCGUUGCUGUCACUUCACGACGGCUUACGUCAAGAGCGAGAAGCCAGCAAGCAAACGGCGAGUCAAGGCUUGCGACACCAGAGGAAAGGUGAUGGGAUUUGCAGACAAUGUUUUCGACCAGAAACGGGGUCGAAGGGAAAGUAAUCCUGGUGGGAGCGGGAACACGUCUUUGCCAGGGAUGACCCAGAUCAGUGGCAGGAAGCGAACGAUAUCUGCGACCGGUGACAGUGCUCCAGAAACACCCUUGAGGAAGAUCGAGCUACCGACUCCCGAGCCAGAUUUUUCGAACCAGUCGAGAUUGGUUCUUUCGAGGGAAAGCUCCGAGCUUGUUUUGGAUGCUUUUGGCAACAUCAAUGGCAAUUUGCCCACACUGCUCCCGAGCUUGAAGACUUUUGCCGACGGGCAUGAUUUCAUGGCAAGCCCUACGGAUGAGAGACAUGCAAGAGUCAGCACGUCUCCGGGAAUUGCUUCCUUGGCUUCUACUGCUGUCAACGGUGGGCGCGUACCCAGCAAUUUUCAACAUGUGCAGAACCACAUACUCCCGCCAAUGCUUGGACACUCUGCACAGAAUGGCAUGUUUGUACCACGCCAUAACUCGAGUGGUAUGAUGAGCACCCCAAGCACUGCUCCGCCAACAUCACCAACAAAGCCCAUGCCACCAAACGACAUCAAGGCUCCGACCGCAGCUCUGGAUGCGUCGAUUGUCGAAUUGGAGACACAGCUUCGUAACUUGAAAAAGUAUGAAGAAGAAUUCAUUGCUUUGAACCUGGAGGACAGCAGGAAGAUGCUUGCCACAGAAGUGGCCGAGCUCGAAGCCAAGAUCAAAACAAAGAGACGUGAAAAGAGCCUUGUACUGAUUGAGAGGCUCAAGAAAGAAGGGUUUGGUGGGCUUGCGGCUGUAGUGGGAAAGGAGGUGGGACUGGGAAUUGACGGGACUGGUCAAAGGACUGUAUAGUGUUUGGGUAAGCUGAGUCGUUGACGAGACGGGACAGCAUAUCGAGCUACUCCAUUUCCAUAGCGGAUUUCAGUGGGAGGUUUCAAAAACCAUGUCUAGGCUGGUAUUGGGUUCUGAGGAUAUGGGCGCUUGGAUGGCAUGGAUCUG